UCCGCAUAGGUGUUUCUCUGUGAGUGGAAGUAAAGUUUCACAAUGAAUUUGUAACGACUCCACCUGAAAUUCAAUUCCUCUGUCUAUGAUCUGCUACUGCUGUAUGUAGUCUUAGACAUUUCGUUGUAUGGUCUCCUUGUCUGAGAUCCAAAAGCUGGAACACAACUUGCCUCGAGCAGUGACACAUCCCCGCAACAGCGUCUUACCAAGGGGAGUGGAGAAUGGAUCUUUGCCUGUGUGAAUUGAUUAAAUGUUUAGGCGUCCUGGCGGUUGUCGCUUUAUUCUUGGUCGUCCUUAUCGCUCAUCUCAGUGCCAGUAUGAUAGAUCUGAAGCGUCACGAGAGGGAGAAAUAUUUCCUUACCUCCGACAGCAGGACAGAGCCGUUUCCUAGUCUAUUCGAUCCCCAUUCACUGGAGCUCUCCGUGGUUGUCCCCUCCUACAAUGAGGAACUCCGAUUGCCUGUCAUGAUGGACGAAACCAUGGAGUACUUGGAGAAGAGACAGAAGAAACACCAGUCAUUCACCUAUGAGGUCAUUGUUGUUGAUGAUGGCAGCAAAGACAAAACAACAGAGGUUGCCUUAGGGUACAUGCGGAAGUACGGAGCAGACAAAGUCAGGGUCUUAACACUAGUGAAGAACCGUGGCAAAGGUGGAGCAGUGAGGAUGGGUACCAUGAGCUCUCGCGGUAAGCUCAUCCUCAUGGCGGAUGCUGACGGAGCCACAAAGUUCGCUGACAUUGAGAAGGUGGAGGCUGCCCUUCAGAGCAUUAACCCGAAGCCGGAUAACAUGGCAAUUUCCUGUGGAUCCAGGGCUCAUCUGGAGCAAGACUCCGUGGCUCAGCGCUCUGUGUUCCGCACAUUCCUCAUGUAUGGAUUCCACUUCCUUGUGUGGUUCUUCUGCGUGAAAGGGAUUAAAGACACGCAGUGCGGUUUCAAACUCUUCACUCGAGAAGCUGCCUUGAAAACCUUCUCAAGUCUGCACGUGGAACGCUGGGCUUUUGAUGUUGAGCUCUUGUACAUUGCCCAGCGCUUUAAAAUCCCUAUAGCCGAAGUGGCGGUGAACUGGACAGAGAUAGAAGGAUCAAAGUUAGUUCCCUUCUGGAGUUGGCUGCAGAUGGGCAGGGAUCUUGUCUUCAUAAGACUGCGUUACAUCACCGGUGCCUGGAAACUGGAGUCUCCAAGAAAAACCCAAUAGCUACUUCCGUUAGCCUGUGGAUACUGACAGGCGAAAACGGAUCAUGUUCCCACCCAGUCAACGAUGUUACUUUGUGUCAAACGUUAUCGGUCUAAUGUAUGGACUUGUAAAUGAAUCAUACAUGUUUUUUAUAUUAUGAUUUUGUCCAGGCAGAAUGUAAGUGCUGUUUAUCACGUGACUUUUUGACGAGUGAGUGUCGAUUUUGAACGGAAAAGGCUGAUUUCAACCUAAUUAAAAAAAAAAAUUGUA
Molecule: messenger RNA, 1442 nt
Organism: Chanos chanos (milkfish)
Lineage: Eukaryota; Metazoa; Chordata; Actinopteri; Gonorynchiformes; Chanidae
Gene: alg5
Product: ALG5 dolichyl-phosphate beta-glucosyltransferase
Exons: 10
Coding region: 222-1193 (323 amino acids)
Biological process (GO): protein N-linked glycosylation
Cellular component (GO): endoplasmic reticulum membrane
Source: RefSeq, a predicted model, not a curated record